This is a messenger RNA of Nicotiana tabacum (common tobacco), 2957 nucleotides long. RefSeq names its product meiotic nuclear division protein 1 homolog. NCBI's taxonomy places the organism in Eukaryota, Viridiplantae, Streptophyta, Magnoliopsida, Solanales, Solanaceae. The record is from RefSeq and is a predicted model, not a curated record. Gene Ontology annotation, biological process: reciprocal meiotic recombination. Gene Ontology annotation, cellular component: nucleus. Gene Ontology annotation, molecular function: double-stranded DNA binding.
ACCAAAUAUAGCGGUAGAGCAGUGAGGCUAAAGAACAUUCCCGCCAAAAUCAAGCAUUUUCAAAAUCUUCAAAAAGCUUCAUUCACAGUUUCGAAUCACUAUCAGCUCCGUUCAGCUUCUUGCAAACAAAGUCAAUUGCCGAUAUCGCUAAUUCCAGAUGUCGAAGAAAAGAGGUCUUUCAUUGGAUGAGAAACGAGAGAAAAUGCUGCAGAUCUUUUAUGAUUCACAAGAUUUCUUCCUCCUCAAGGAACUUGAAAAGUUGGGUCCUAAGAAAGGUGUUAUCAGUCAGUCAGUGAAAGAUGUCAUCCAAUCUUUGGUGGACGAUGACCUUGUGUUUAAAGACAAGAUAGGGACCUCUGUAUACUUUUGGAGCCUGCCAAGUUGUGCUGGGAACCAGCUGAGAAAUGUAACUAGAAAGCUUGAGACUGAUCUCCAGACCAAUAAAAAGCGGCAUGCUGAACUUGUUGAACAAUGCAAGGCUUUGAAAAAGGGACGGGAAGAAUCUGAUGCACGAGAAGAGGCAUUGCAUGAGCUGAAAGCUAUUGAACAGAAACAUAAUGAACUUAAGGAAGAGUUGGCGCAGUAUGCAGACAGUGAUCCUGCUACUCUUGAAGCAAUGAAGAAGGCAAUCGAAGUUGCCCAUUCAGCAGCUAAUAGAUGGACUGAUAACAUCUUCACUUUGAGACAAUGGUGUUCCAAUAACUUUCCCCAAGCAAAAGAGCAACUUGAUCACCUAUACAAUGAGGUGGGAAUAACAGAUGACUUCGACUACUUUGAGUUGCCGGCAGUGGUUCCUCUUCCUGUUACUAAUGAUGAGCUUUAAUUUGGCUGAAAGCCAGAUAGACAUGCUGUCGUUAUGUUCUUUGACCUUUUGCUAUGUUUAUUUUUUCCAGAGGUAUAGAAGUUGGUUCUUGCUUUAAUAAUUUGAAUGAUGAGAAGCAUUAUCGAAAUCGAAUAUGCAGACUUAUCAUUUAGUUAGUGCCAUGUGUGUGCAUUUAGUCUGGGCAGCUGAAUAGCCAUAAUAUUGCAUUAUGUGCUUUGUCGGCGACCUCUGAGCGUGAAUUCAAGGACAAGGGAAAAUAUUGUGCUGUUCAAUCUGGUAUGAUAGAUGAUCCUCGUUAUGCUUUUAAUUUCCUAUUAAUGCUGAUGCUGCGAAAGAACUGAUUGUUUUAUCAAGCCAUAGAUGUGAAAACAGGACUUAUGAUAUGUGACUUCUAUUCUGAUUGAGAUAAUUUUUUUGGUUGAAAGUUUAGCUUCUGAAAUGUAUAUGCAGAAACCUCCGGGACAUAAUACUGUCAUUAGGCUAAUCCUUUUCCCGGAAGAGGGCUAGGGAAAGGAAAAAUAUAGUCGGAGAAAGUAAAGAAAUUUAUGUUCUUUUCUUUGUUUGCGUUGAAAAGAAAGUAAGGGGAGAAAUCUGAGGUUAUUUUUCUUCUCAUUCAAUUCAAUUAAGAAAUGGCUAGAGAAAAUAAAAUUAGAUGCAGAGUUGUAAAAUGAGGAUCUGAAAUGUAAAGUAGAUUCUAAAGGCAUGUUCAUUUAUAAUCCAGCUACACGUUUUGUCGUUUCUAAUUGAGGAGUUAACGGUUUUUUGGCUUGUGAUUGAGACUUGGGUCACAAGCUGUGGAGGGGAAGGAUAUAAUUUUUUUCUUUGAUAACCGUGAUUUUAAGGUUAGUUCACGCACACUUCGACCAGUUUCAUAGCGUGUCUGUUGUUUUUCAUUAGCUAAAUAAUUUUAUCCACCAAGGCUUGGACAAAAUCACCUAGUAUUUUUGCCUUCUUUCGAGAGUUAGAAUUUGAGAUUUUAUGAUUCUUAAUUCACCUAUGUAUUAUUGUCUUGAUAAUUUUUCGGUUGUAAUUGUUUAUUAUCUUUUUUGGUUUAACCAUCUAGUGUUAUGGUGUAUUUAUUGACUCGAUUGGGCAGAUGUUAUUUCACUGUCACGCUACAAUAUACGUUGUCGUGUUGAUAAAUUCUUCAAUUUUGGAGGCCGAAACUAGGAGUUGCUAUUGGUUGAAUUCAAGUCCAGAUUUUUGAGAUGUGCCCAAUUUGCUGUGACCAAAAAACCCAACAACGGUUAGAUACAUGAACGUCAAAAAAACAACGACCAAUUCCAUUUUAAAAUUUGAAAAUCUAAGGAAACAAUGAAGAAACGGGAAAGAAUAAUAAGACAAGCAAUCAUGUUUUUCAUGGUUGCAACUGGCAAGUGGGGAAGGAAUUUUCAUUUAUUAGAAGAGGUCAUAUCUGUAUUCAUAACGUGCAGUGAAUAUUAACCUUACACGUGUCCCUUAAUCAACGGCUAAAAACAGGUAAUUUUAUUGAGUCCUCACCAAACAGGGAAGAAAUCUAGUUUGACAGAGUGGAUACUGAGUGGAGAUCCUUUACAAUCAAAUUUAAAAAAAAAAGGCAAAUAGGGAUUGAGGACUCCCUCAUCUCUGCCUCCUUUUUAAAUACCAAUUUUUUAGGGAGUAAACCAUAGCUUAGAAUUUUUAGAGAUAGAAAAGAGUAGAGAAAAAAAAAGUCUCAAGAAAGAAGAAAAAUGGAGGUCUUGAGACUCUGUUUAAUGGCUAUUUUUGGUUUGGUUUUGGCAUUGGCUAUUCCUUCUAUCAAUGCUCAAGUCCCUGAGCCUGCUCCUGCCCCUGCAAGUGAUGGAGUUGCAAUUGACCAAGGUAUAGCCUAUGUGCUAAUGCUGGUUGCUUUGGCCAUUACCUACAUUAUUCAUUGAGCAAUUUGUAUAGCCUCCAUUGCGGUUUUUUUUUUUUUUUUAAUUUUCUUUUGGUUUUGAUGGAGAAUGGUAGGCAUGAUUUGAUCAUGUAUUUCAUACUCUUGUAUUCUUUUGGAGGUUGGAAUUUGCUAUUUCUUUCAUUCAAUGAUUAAAUUGUAGAAAUUCUUUAAAUCUUCUUUCUACUUUCCAUUAUGUAUGGUAUUGUCUUUUCCAUAUUAACAACAGUUACAAGUCUCGAA